CAACACCAUUUAUAACCUGCGCUAACUCGUGCCAUGCCUCGCGUUGUCUCUCUCUAUAUACACUGCAGAAAGGCGUCAAUAAAAUAUACAGCCAUUUUCCCUUCUCAUAUCUCAUCAUGACACCAACAAUUGAAGAACUACUAAAGGAAUACGACUUUGAUCCUUCCCUCAUCGACAGGAUUGCAUUUCGCAAACACAAACAACCUAUCGCCAUUGUUGAACCCGAUCCAAAAUGGCCAGAGCAUUUCGCCCGUGCAAAAGCGCGCAUCGAAUCCGCCAUCGGCGAUACAGCAGUGUCAAUCAACCACGUUGGCUCUACCAGCGUCCCAGGUCUGCCAGCAAAAGCUGUAAUCGACAUUGACCUAACCGUCAAAGACAUCAACGACGAAGCGUCCUACGCAAAUGCACUUGAGAAUGCUGGCUUCCAUUUUCUUGUAAGAGAACCCGGAUGGCAUGGACACCGCUUCUUCUGCGACUACGAACCCGUGCCGACGAAUCUGCAUGUUUGGGGUCCUGGAUGCCCCGAGGUGGUGAGACACAAGAUCUUUGCAGAUUGGCUGAGCAAGAAUGAGGACGAUAGGAAAGCUUAUGAGAAUAUCAAGAGGGAGGCUGCGAAGGCGAGUGCUGAGAACGGGGAGGAUGUUAUGGAGUAUAAUAAUAGGAAGCAGAACGUCAUUCGUGAGAUUCUGCAGAGGGCGUUUAAGGAUUUGGGAUACCUGUAGCGCAUGCCAGGGUCUUGCUCUGGGACUAAUGAUGGAUUGCGGGCGAGAAAGCAAUAGAAUAUUAGGCGAGAUCAAAAAGGUUACAAGAGCUGAUUUGGUGAUUCCUCCAAAAGGAAUUCAAGAGUUUGGCAGUAC
Molecule: messenger RNA, 857 nt
Organism: Fusarium odoratissimum NRRL 54006
Lineage: Eukaryota; Fungi; Ascomycota; Sordariomycetes; Hypocreales; Nectriaceae
Exons: 1
Coding region: 117-722 (201 amino acids)
Source: RefSeq, a predicted model, not a curated record